AUGUCAGAGUGCAGUAUUAACGAAAUCAAAGACAAAGAACAAGAAUUAGUCAAUAACAUAGAAAAAACAGAUAGCUCAAAUCAUCUGCCUAACACAUCAUGUCACAUUCAUCUGGAGAAAGAAGAUAUUCACAAAGAACACACGGAAGUAAUUGCAACAGACACAAAUACUAAUACAUCUCUUAAUACUCCAAAAACUCAACUAGGAAACACUUUGCCAUAUUAUAUAAGAGAAAAAAAUGACAAUUACAAAUUAGUUACAUUUAAGAUGCGAAGGAAAAUAAUUGUUAUUGCUGACCAACAAGGGCGAAAUAUUUGCAAAACUCUUCAAAAAUUAAUUGGCGAUAAUUUUCUUGUAACUUGUUAUUGGAAACCAGGAGCUAAAAUACAGGAAGUCUUACAAACAGAAAAGAACGAAAUAUGUAAACUUACAAAAAAUGAUUAUGUUGUUGUUCUUGGCGGCGUGAAUGAGAAUAAUCCAUAUGAAUUUGAAUUUUGUAUCAGGAGCUGGCUUUAUAGUGUAACAAAUACUAAUGUAAUAUUUACAGAAAUACCAUAUAAUAGAAAUUUAAACAUCGGCAAACUUAACUAUACUACUAGUACACAAACUGACAAUAUUGAAAUGGUAGACACAUGUACACAAAGUGACGAUAUAUUGAAAGACAAUAUCAUAGAGGAAAUCACUCCCAGGCAUGAAAAUAUGACGCAUUCUGGUAAAAAUCUUUUUCGUAUAUAA
Parnassius apollo (apollo) is the source of this 735-nucleotide messenger RNA. NCBI's taxonomy places the organism in Eukaryota, Metazoa, Arthropoda, Insecta, Lepidoptera, Papilionidae. The record is from the annotation of a GenBank genome assembly.